AUGCGUCUACUGGAAUACAACAGCGACGGCGAGUUCAGCCUUGCCGAGUUCUUUGGCGACGACACUCCGCGGUAUGCUAUACUCUCGCACACAUGGGGAGUGGAGGAGGUUACCUUUGAAGACCUGACAAAUGGCACCGGCAAGAAGAAGGCUGGCUAUAGCAAGAUACGGUUUUGCGGAGAACAGACGAGGCGCGACGGCUUGCAAUACUUUUGGGUGGACACCUGUUGUAUUGAUAAAUCUAAUACCGGCGAGCUUCAGGAUACUAUUAACUCGAUGUUUCGCUGGUACCAGAAUGCAGUUAAAUGCUACGUCUAUCUUUCAGAUGUUUCGAAACGUCCUUCCGAUAUAGACGACAAGCCUAACGAGCCUUGGGAAUUGAUGUUUCGGGGAAGCAGAUGGUUCACUCGAGGUUGGACCCUACAAGAGCUUAUAGCGCCGGUAUCACUUAUAUUCUUCUCAGAAGAGGGGGAGCUACUAGGUGAUAAGGCAGAAAGUCGUGAGACGGCCUUUGAAGAAGACAAGGUAUACUCGCUACUGGGCAUUUUCGAUGUUAAUAUGUCGCUUGUCUACGGCGAGGGGAAAGAGGAGGCACUGAAGCGACUCAAUGAGGAGAUCGACAAGGCUUCAAAGGUCACCUUCAGUCUCUCUAAUACUUCUGAUGUCGAGCACUUCGUGGCAAGAGAGGCGGAGCUCGUGGAGAUGUACAUGGCACUUAGCGGCGAUGGCUCUCGUCGAGCAGUUGUUCUUCACGGCCUAGGUGGAAUUGGCAAGACACAACUUAGUGUUGUAUAUGCGAAGUAG
Venustampulla echinocandica is the source of this 804-nucleotide messenger RNA. RefSeq lists its product as uncharacterized. NCBI's taxonomy places the organism in Eukaryota, Fungi, Ascomycota, Leotiomycetes, Helotiales, Pleuroascaceae. Bases 1 to 804 code for a protein of 267 amino acids. The transcript is spliced from 3 exons. The record is from RefSeq and is a predicted model, not a curated record.